Messenger RNA from Triticum turgidum subsp. durum (durum wheat), 1134 nucleotides. Lineage: Eukaryota; Viridiplantae; Streptophyta; Magnoliopsida; Poales; Poaceae. The record is from the annotation of a GenBank genome assembly.
AUGAGCCAUCACCUCUCCGCCACCACCGCCGCCGCUAGCUCGUCUCCCAGCCGCCGGCCGAGCGUAACCUCAUUCCCGUCGCCGCUCCACCAACCAAGCGCGCUGUUCCAGCAGACUAACUUCGUUGCCACUCGCACAGAGAAGAGGCCCGCACCUUCAGUGGCCGCCGCAGCGGCGUCGCCGGUAUCACCCCUGCUGCACAGGCUCGAGGAGAUGAGUGACCAUGAGGCAAUCCCUGAAAGGCUUGCUGUGGUCACUGGUGGAAACAGAGGGAUCGGCAUAGAGGUGUGCCGCCAGCUUGCUCUCCAAGGUGUGACGGUCAUUCUCACAGCAAGGGAUGAUGAGAAAGGAAAAGCUGCGGUUGAGUCCCUUUGCCGUGAAUCUAACCUCUCCAACAUAAUCUUCCAUCAGCUCGAUAUACUGGAUGCUGGUAGUCGUGCCUCAUUAGCGCGAUAUAUCGAGACCAGAUAUGGGAAGCUCGACAUUUUGGUCAACAAUGCAGGUGUUGGAGGGGUGGCAGUAGACCAGGAAGGCCUGAGAGCUCUCAACAUUGAUCCUAAGAUGUGGCUAUCGGGCAAAGCAGCUCAUCUGAUCGAAUCGGUGAUUGUACAAACAUAUGACGAGGCCGUAAAAUGUCUUAACACCAACUACUAUGGGCUGAAAUGGGCAACAGAAGCUCUUCUUCCUCUACUGAAAAAAUCCACAUCAGGAGCAAGGAUUAUCAACACCUCCUCCCUCCGUUCAGAGCUGCAGAGAAUGCCGAACGAGAAGCUGCGGGAGUCCCUGCGCGACGCCGACAGCUGGGACGAGGCGCGGAUCGAGGCCAUGCUGAGCGAGUUCCUGGAGGACAUGAAGAACGGGCGGCUGGAGGUGGCUGGGUGGCCAAUGAUGCUGCCGGCCUACAGCAUGUCCAAGAUGGUGGUGAACCUCUACACCCGUAUCCUGGCGAGGCGGCACCCAGAGAUGCGCAUCAACUGCGUGCACCCUGGGUUCGUCAAGACGGAGAUCAACUGGAACACGGGGGUCCUCCCACCGGAGGAAGGCGCGAGGGGCGCGGUGAUGCUGGCGCUGGCGCCUGGCGACGGGCCCACUGGCUGCUACUUCGACCAGACGAAGAUGGGGGAGGCUUGGUGA